AUGGCGUGCGCGUGCAGCACCCUCGGUCUCAGUUCCCCUCGGAUUUUGCCGAGAUCUGUGCCUGUUUCGCCGUCCAGGUCGAAGCCGCUCCAGGUCCGCUGCACCGUUGGAGGUAAUGCGCCGUCGGGUUUGUCGAUUUCGUCGUUUACCUCAGGGCGCCUUCCGUGGUUUGAAGCAUAUGCGCUCGAGUGUUAGUAUGGUCUGUGUGAAGGCAAUUUAGGAAGAGUGUUCGAGGACAUUCUGUGAAUUAACCUCCAGCUAUUCUGUUCUAUUUGCUGUGAUGGUAUGGUAGGGUAGGGUUUUUCGUCCCUAAUCAGAUGAAGGAGAGUAGUGGAGCCUAUAUAUCUUUUCUAUAUUCCACUGUGGAGAGUACUUGGCUACCAAAAAAUGUAUGCAAGUAUUUGAAGCGCUUAUGUGCCAAAUCUGGUACCAUGGAACUUGUUUCCUGAUUGCACAAUCUUCGCAUCUUCUUCCUCGGUUGAGCCCAGUUCUGCCACGCACUGUCAGCCCUUUUAUUUUUAUUCCAUAGCUUAAUCUCAAGGGGAAAAAAUUAUCUGUAUCUUACUCGUUAUUCUACUCUCCCUUUACUUGCUUCCGUUGACUUACCAGUCCCCAGGUAAGGUCACUCAAUCCCUUUUGCCGAUGUAAGAGCAUCAACUAGAAACAUGGUUGUGUUUCAGGUAGUUCAGCCAUUUUCAGUGUAUGGCUCUUCGUCACUCGACCAUUAGUCCCAGCUCAUCAUGCUGAUCAAUUAUUUUAGAUGGCUCUCCUGUCUGGCUCUUGGAAUUUCUCGAUCCUAAAUCUUCUUUUCUGCCAUCCACUAAAGAGAUCUAGUUCUAGUGAUGUAUCAGGAAAAGGGUUGUCGAUGUUCAUAGAUUAUGAUGAUUUCUUAUCAUUGACAUUUUGCACAAUCGUAGUAAGAUUUGAUGUGUUCUUGAUCAGCUGUUUCGUUGAAUUUCUCAUACUUCAUGUGUUCAUUCUGUAAGUGCCAUUGGGCGAGAAGACUCUCUCAGACGCUUCCAGAUAACUCUGAAAGUGUUUCUAGAUUGUUUUUGUCUGAUAAUAGUUAAGCUUUAGAUCGUUUACCUUUGACAUUGUUGUCCAGAACUCGUGAUGGAGCCAAAGGUUUCUUCUGUAGAUGCGCCCCUGCUGCUAAAGGCAGUGAAUGGAGAAAAAAUAGAAAGACCCCCAGUCUGGUUGAUGAGGCAAGCGGGGAGGUACAUGCAGGUUCAGUAACUUCUUCAUUUUUUUGAUUUUUUUAUUUUGCCAAACUUAGCAUCACUUGAUUUAUAUUUUAGCCUCGGUUCUCUACCCUUUAAUACUACUUAUGAAGACUUUCGGGUCAUUGCUUCUUGAAAUUUUUCUUUAUUCAUCUUAUUUUCUGAAACUGUGCUCCAGAACAUUGCAUCCUUUCAUCAAUUCAAAAUCAGAUUCAUCUCCCUGGUGUAUGUAGUUCAUGUACUCCUAAGCCAAUGGCAACUUGCCAUUUCAACUAGAAUUCCCUUGGUUUUAGUCUUUUUUUAUAUUUAGAAUAUUUUUUUUGUUGUAAUAACAGGGUGGAAAUGCUUUUUUUUUUUUAUCUUCAGCAGUGUUAUGAUUUUAUUCAACAGAUUGGAUGUGGUUUGCCACUCUGUCUAGAUACUUCAGAUUCGUGGUGAACUUGUAUGCGCUCACACAGUUUACUGCUCUCUGUUUUCAGAGCUAUCGAACACUCUGUGAGAAAUACACUUCAUUCCGUGAGAGAUCGGAAAAUCUUGAUCUGGUGGUCGAAAUCUCUCUCCAACCAUGGAAGGUUUUCAAGCCCGACGGAGUGAGAUUUCCUUCUUUCCAUCUUUAGAAUAUCGAGAACAUUUCGUCUGAUUCGUAUUGGGCACCCAUUUCUUUCUAUCCAUUUCCUAUCUUGUAUGAAAUUAACUUGACUGUUCUUGGUUACUGAGGAAGAACAGACCCGGUGUUUUUUUCGUAAAAUUUAUUAGUUUUUAAUUAAUCUUUCUACGCAUGGAAUGAUUUUGGAUUAUUUAUGCUAAUAAUUAAUUAAUCAAUGGAAAUUUCAGAAAAUUCUGAAUAUUGAUGAACUUGAGAUACCUUGGCUAAGUUAUUAAUACUAGAUUCUUCAUUUAUUUUUUGCAUGAUUUGGACCAACCAUGCUGACUUAUUAUGUGCUCGUGCUGCAUUCUUUGGCAGGUCAUCUUGUUCUCAGACAUCCUCACUCCUCUCUCCGGGAUGAACAUACCGUUUGACAUCGUCAAAGGGAAGGGGCCCAUAAUCCACAACCCGCUGAGGGAAGCUGCUGACGUUGACCAAGUGAGGGACUUUGUUCCCGAGGAGUCGGUCCCAUAUGUCGGCGAGGCUCUCAGAAUCUUGCGGGCCGAGGUUUGUAUGGAUCCUCCCUUCCUUACUUUAUAUGGGUGGGGAUCAGCUCCUGCUUCUUAGUGCUAAUUGAUUAGAUUCUUGCUUCCUAAUGGGGUAAGAACAUGGUUGACGAACUGGUUUCUUCCUCAAAAAAGAAAAAAAGGUGAGUCAGUUAAAUUCUCUAGGCCAUAUGAAUCCUGGGUCUGGUCUUACGGGCCUCAGCCUGGUCCAAUGAGAGAGAGAGAGAGAGAGAGAGAGAGAGAGAGAGAGUUGCGGAAACUAUAACCACGUUGACUUGCGUCAUUGACUUUGACCCAGGUAAACAACGAGGCGGCGGUCCUGGGAUUCGUGGGGGCCCCCUUCACUCUGGCUUCCUACGUCGUUGAAGGCGGCUCCUCGAAGCACUUCUCCAAGAUCAAGAACCUUGCCUUCUCUCAACCCAAGGUGCACCACCAACACCACCACCGUCAUCACCACCAUCUUCGACCGAUUUUGAGAGAUCUCACCGCUGUGUGCAUCAUCUCCGCAGGUGCUGCACGCGCUGCUGGCGAAGUUCGCCGACUCCAUGGCCCGGUACAUCGGCUAUCAGGCCGACAGCGGCGCGCAGGCGGUGCAGAUCUUCGACUCGUGGGCGACGGAGCUCAGUCCGGUGGACUUCGAGGAGUUCAGCUUGCCCUACCUGAAGCAGAUCGUGGACCAGGUCCGGCAGAGCCACCCGUCCCUGCCGCUGAUCCUCUACGCCAGCGGCUCCGGCGGGCUGCUGGAGCGGUUCCGCCUCACUGGCGUCGACGUCGUGAGCUUGGAUUGGACGGUGGACAUGGCGGAGGGACGGCGGCGGCUAGGGCCGGAGGUGGCGGUGCAGGGGAACGUGGAUCCCGGUGUUCUCUUCGGCUCGAAGGAGUUCAUCACCGCGAGGAUAAUGGACACGGUGGCCAAGGCCGGAUCCCACAAGCACAUCCUCAAUCUCGGCCAUGGGAUCGUCGUCGGCACCCCCGAGGAGAACGUCGCCCACUUCUUCGAGGUCGCCAAGGGGAUCAGGUACUGA
Molecule: messenger RNA, 3397 nt
Organism: Spirodela intermedia
Lineage: Eukaryota; Viridiplantae; Streptophyta; Magnoliopsida; Alismatales; Araceae
Source: the annotation of a GenBank genome assembly